This is a messenger RNA of Racocetra fulgida, 361 nucleotides long. The record is from the annotation of a GenBank genome assembly. NCBI's taxonomy places the organism in Eukaryota, Fungi, Glomeromycota, Glomeromycetes, Diversisporales, Gigasporaceae.
AUGGGUGAAACAAUCCAUUUCGGAGUAGAAACCAAAGAGUAUAACUCCUGCACCGGAAAUCGUGAUAUUUAUAUGCCCAUUACAGUUUUCUAUCCAAUUCAACACACGAGAUUUAACCACCUUCGCGCCAAUCUUAAAAUCGGUAAACCAUUAAUGAUAUCUGGGUUCUUGCACAUUAUCAAAUCAACAACCAUCAUGGUAGAAGCGACAGAUAUUGACUACCUAAGACAAGAGAUUAAUUAUAACGUAACAAAAAAUCCAUACCAAACGACACCACAUGCCCUUAUCAACCUAAAUAAAAUAGCCGAUGAAGUUAGUACGACUUCAUCAACACAAAGAAAAGAUGAAAUGAACACUGAGA